UUUUUUUUUUCUUACAUCUUUCUUUGCAUCUUUCGUAAGCUUCUUGUCCUUUCUUAUUCUCUUGUCAUAAAAGAGGAGAAAAAAUGAAACGAUCUUACGAAGAUUCCAAGGAAGAACCACGUCCAAAGCUCCACCGAGUAUAUGAAGGUUCUCCGCUUAGUAGCGUACCAUCACCUGCUUGGUCUGCCAAUUCAGCAUCACCUGCUUAUCGUCCUCAACCCAAGCAUGUUCGCCACUUUAAGGGUUGCUCUAAAAUAACAGACUAUGAAUUUUUAGAUAAGCUUGGUGAAGGUACUUUUGGUGAGGUUCAUAAAGCAAAAGAUAAACAUACCAGUCAAUUGGUAGCUUUGAAAAGAAUUCUUAUGCAUAAUGAAAAAGAAGGCAUUCCCAUCACAGCCAUUCGUGAAAUCAAAAUUCUAAAGCAACUCUCACACAAGAACAUUGUACCAUUAAGUGAUAUUGCUGUAGACAGAGGCGAUCCAACACGCAAAGAAAAGGGCUGUAUUUAUAUGGUCUUUCCUUACAUGGAUCAUGAUUUAGCUGGUUUAUUAGAUAAUCCUAAAGUCAAACUCAAUCAACCACAGAUCAAGACAUAUUUGAAGCAAUUAUUAGAAGGCACAGCCUAUCUUCACCAUAAUAAGAUUCUUCAUAGAGAUAUGAAAGCUGCCAACUUACUUAUUAACAAUGAUGGUAUCUUACAAAUUGCUGAUUUUGGUCUUGCUCGAGGCAUGGAAGAUGAGAACAAAGAAUAUACAAAUUGUGUUGUUACACGAUGGUAUAGACCACCAGAACUCUUUCUGGGUGAAAGACGCUAUACAAGUGCUAUUGAUAUGUGGGGUGUUGGCUGUGUGUUUGGUGAACUACUCAAGUCAAGACCUAUUUUACAAGGCACAGAUGAUUUGGACCAAUUAAAGAAGAUAUUCCAUCUCUGUGGUUCACCUACACAAGACAACAUGCCUGGAUGGGAUAUGCUUCCUGAUGCGAAUAAGGUCCGAUUUGAACCAUCCACAAGACAUGUGCGUGAAGAAUACAGUCACUAUGAUACACUUGCUGGUGAUUUGAUGGACAAGUUACUUAUUUUAGAUCCCAAGAGAAGAUUGACUGCACUAGAAGCAUUAGAGCAUGAUUAUUUCUAUACAAUGCCUUUACCAGCAGAUCCAGCAGACUUACCUAAAUAUGAUGCCUCUCAUGAAUUUGACCGAAGAAAAGUGAAAAAACCACAUCGCAAUUAAAUAAAUCGUUUAU
This is a messenger RNA of Gilbertella persicaria, 1245 nucleotides long. RefSeq names its product kinase-like domain-containing protein. The record is from RefSeq and is a predicted model, not a curated record. Gene Ontology annotation, molecular function: cyclin-dependent protein serine/threonine kinase activity; ATP binding. The transcript has 7 exons. Gene Ontology annotation, biological process: protein phosphorylation. Gene Ontology annotation, cellular component: nucleus. Lineage: Eukaryota; Fungi; Mucoromycota; Mucoromycetes; Mucorales; Choanephoraceae. Bases 84 to 1232 code for a protein of 382 amino acids.